Molecule: messenger RNA, 1119 nt
Organism: Pediculus humanus corporis (human body louse)
Lineage: Eukaryota; Metazoa; Arthropoda; Insecta; Psocodea; Pediculidae
Exons: 8
Coding region: 1-1119 (372 amino acids)
Source: RefSeq, a predicted model, not a curated record
AUGAUAUUGGGAGCCAUCAUAUAUGCACUUUUCAUAGUAUCAUUUUUGAUGUUGAAAACAUGGCUUCUCUACCUAAUGUCAGCAAUUCUUGGUUUCGGUGCUGGAAUUAUUUGGACGGCACAAGGAAAUUAUUUGAUAAUGAAUUCGGAUAAGACGACCAUCAGUAGAAAUUCUGGAAUUUUUUGGUUCAUGCUUCAGUGCAGCAUGUUCAUCGGAAACAUUUUUGUUUAUUUUCAAUUUCAAGACAAAGAUUUAGAUUUAAGCACGAUAAAUGUUGUUUUUAUCGUUAUGAGCGUCGUGUCAGCAGUCGGAGUUGGAUUUUUAUUCACUUUGAGACCACCGAAAAUCGAAGUUAACAAUUCCACGGACCAACCGAAUAAUUCGGAAAAGGAAAAAAAAUCCGGAGUCGAAGCAUUGAAAAAAUCAUUUAAAUUAUUUGCGACAAAGGAAAUGCUUUUGCUCGUCAUGAGAAAUAUUUUUCGUAUCGAGUUGUCAUUUUUCAGUGGGAUUUACAGCACGAGCAUAGGUUUCACAAAUCAGUUUAAGGAAAAAGCCAAAUCACUCGUAGGUCUAUCGGGUGUUUUCAUCGGGGUUGGAGAACUCAUCGGAGGUCUCAUGUUUUCGGUAACCGGUACGAAAUUAAGCAAAUGGGGAAGGGAUCCGAUUGUUGUUUUUGGAUUUUUAAUUCAUCUCGUUUCCUUUUUUCUAAUAUUUAUCAAUUUGCCAAAUUCUUCUCCGAUACAAGCAACGGACGAAGAAGCUUACAUAAAUUCCAACGAAUAUUUGGCAUUGUUUUGCAGUGUUUUGUUAGGUUUGGGUGACAGUUGUUUCAACACUCAAAUUUAUUCAAUGUUGGGUAGUAUAUGGUUCGAAGAUAGCGCACCCGCCGUUGCCAUUUUUAAAUUCGUACAGUCUGUCGGAGCCGCCGCGAGUUUCUUUUACGGCAGAAGUGCAAACCUACAAAUACAUUUAGGUAUUUUAUUAUUAUUAUCUCUUGUGGGUACUUCGACGUUUUGUUUAGUCGAAUGGAUGCACAGAGCGAAAGAAAAAUCCGAAAGGGAAACGAGUACGAGUACUUUAUCGUCAAAAGUAAGUUCGAAAACACAACAAGAAUGUUAA